AUGUCGGCUCGAAGGCUGUGACUGUCAUAUGUUCUUUUCGGUAUUUGUGGAUUGCCUGUUUUGUGAAGUUCUUUUAAGUUUACCUUGAUGUCACGAGAAAGAAAAUCUUUUUUAGUAUCCAUCUUCCACGUAGUAUGUUUUCUUUCGCAGAAUUUUGCAGGGUCUGUGGAUAACCUCCGACUUGAACCAAACAAGGGACAAAGAAGGACACUUGAUCCAUCUGUGACAUUGACCUUGGACCUCUACACCCCCGUGUUCUCAUGGAGAUUUGCCAUAUGUCAAGUUCAUGUGAAGCAAUACAAUGUAUCAUUAUCUUUGGAUCCCAAAUUUUCAUAUGAUUCUUCAGACAAGGGAUCAGAUGUUGCAGUUCUGAAGCUAUUCCCAUAUGUUGUACAAUAUUAUCCUUUCUAUUUGAGGUCUGAAAAUAAGGAUCACAGUUUUGAAGCUGAUAUAAUAGCUGUACCAUACACAAAUGGAGCUCCAUUUCCUGGUGGUUGUUGCCUGACAUGUAACAUGGAGUUAGAUCCAAAUAUUGUGAUUUCCUAUGAUGCAGUUGAGACAAAUGUAACAUUCUCAUUUGCCAAUGUGUAUUAUGGAAGAUAUGCCAAUGCUAGCAAGAGUGUACCAUGUGAUGGAAACAAGCUACAUCCUGAUAAAUCACCAGAGCAUUACCGUCUAGAAUACCAUAUCUACAUCAUGUUUCUUGCUGAAGGUGACACUUCAGAGGAGACAUUUUUUAGGGGUAUGGAAAAAAUGGCGUACCCUGAUGUGAUCAAAACCCAUGGGAAGAAGGUUGCCACUCUCAAGGCACCAACCAUUCCAAGGCUGAAAUUUGACACUCAUCAAGUUGGCCAGGGCGUGGUGUACAAUGUGAUAGUUUUUGAUCCAACAAAUCAAAUGGAGGCUGCCUACUCACCAGCCGUAACCUAUGCUGGCAAUGAUUCAAAACCUGGUGUAGUUGAUGCCAUAUUUGCUGUGUUAGGAAGCAUCAUUGGUUUAGUGUUCUGUUUAUUUGGGUUCCGGCUCUUCAAAUUUACUUUACUUUUCGGAGGAUUUGUGAAUUUUUCCUUUUUAGUUUUCAUUGUUAUCUCUGCCAACAGUGAUCUUAGCCAUUUAGGUGUAAUGCUGACAAGUUCUGGAAUAGGCAUGUUGCUUGGUUUGAUGGUGUUUGCCUUGUGGUGGUUCACUGAGUGGACAAGGCUUUGCCUCCUUUUCAAUGCUCUGUUUCUUGGAUUCUUGGUCGGAGCCACAUUGAUGUUCACACCUUUUGGAGACCUGGACAUGAUUCAGUCAAGUGAUUUUGACUAUGGAGCGAUACUCUGUGCUUGUACCAUAGUUGUACCAGUGAUUUUAAUACUUUGGCCUCGCUUGCUUUGUAUUGUGUACACUUCAGUUGUAUCUGCAUAUGCUUUUGUUGUGGGUAUCGAUUUCUUCAUACACACGAGUAUUUCCUAUAUAGUGAUUAAUGUGAUUCUACAUGCCACAAAGCCGCAGUACCGCCAUGACCAUAUAUACGUCACCACGCCAUUCCAACAAAAUGAUUACAUCUUGUCGGCAACAUGGGUGUUCUUAGCAUUACUUGGCGGCUUUGUUCAAUAUGUAACGUCCAAACGCAAACAGUUUCCCAAGAGCGGCUUCAUUGAGCAGAAGAGAGUCAGAAAAUAUUUUAUCAACAAAAACAAAGAGGGAGAGCAGACUGCGAUAUUAAUUAACGCUGAUACUCCAACAAGAUAUGGCGCUAAUAAUGUCUGUUGACAAUGAAUGCCACAUACCGUAAACUGCCGCUUAUAAGCCUUCCCCCGUAUAAGCCCCUCCAGUUACAGACCCAUGCACCUGUGAGCAAAAUUCUACUACCAUUAAAACAGCCCCCCGGAUAUAAGCUCCAUUUCAAGUUUAGAGUGAAAUGAGUAUAAAAAAAACGCAUAUGCAAAACUGUUUUUUAUUUUUUCAUUCAGCUUAAAAGCCCUCCCGGAU
Molecule: messenger RNA, 1974 nt
Organism: Orbicella faveolata
Lineage: Eukaryota; Metazoa; Cnidaria; Anthozoa; Scleractinia; Merulinidae
Product: transmembrane 7 superfamily member 3-like
Biological process (GO): negative regulation of programmed cell death
Cellular component (GO): plasma membrane
Source: RefSeq, a predicted model, not a curated record